CGAGCGGAUCGGAGUAUGGACACCAGCAACACAAUGGCGUGCUACAACAGCCGAGGCUCCUUCUCCUCGAUAUAGUUUGCCAACGAACGAAGAAACGAACGAACGAAUCGAUUCGUUCGGUUGGCUGGUUGGCCGAUCGCCUAAAACCGUGAGGCAAAGGUUCCCUGGUAGGGGACCACACCAAUGUCACCCACCGCUGCCAGGGCGGGGUUGGACCCGAGCAUGGCGGAAGCCGCAGCGGCCACGUCGCUCUCCGAGAUGGAGUCGUAUGCGGUGGCCACGGUCGCCGCGUCCAGAGCGCUUCCCGACUCGAGGACGGCGGACGUCAUGGCGGCCGCAAGCCCGACGCUCCCAGAGUCCAGAUCAAAGGCCGCCUCGGCCUUGGCCAGGGUUUUCGCCUUUUCAAUCACCUCGGGCGUCAGGCUCGCGGUCAGGGCAUCGGUGAUGGAAGCAUCGAGGGCACCCGCACCCGCGGUGGGUGCGCUCGCGUACACACCUACCAUUUCGCCGGCGACAAAGGAGGUCACACCGGCUUCCUUUCCUAGCAGGCCAAAACAGUGCUUCAGGACGUUUCGCAUCGGAGCGGUCCCCUUGGCGUCAAAGGCAAGGGCAACGUGGGCGUAACCCAUCGAGGGGGAGGACAGCCUCGAUUCUCCACCGAGGAGCUUGGGUUUCGGGGAACCCGAAGCGUCGCCGGUUGGCGCCUCCGAUAGAAGGGACUCGACCUCCGUGCAAAAGGCCUCGUGGUCCCGGAUUCCGGUCGCGGUGAGAACGGCGCCGUUGAUGCCAUAUGCCCUGGUGCGGAAGGACGCAAUCUCGUACGCCGAGGCACCGGCGCUGUAAAAAGGGCGUCCCAUGGAGGAAGACGCUCCGUAGGCAGCCGCAUAGAUCUGUUCCGUCAGCACGACUUCCAGGCUUUUGUUGGCUUCGUCGAYCUGAUAGUUCGCGAGUUUCUUGGCAUCGCGAACGUCCCACUUUUCGAGGGAGCAGUCGAGGGCCAGGAGGGGAACGAGGCCCAGAGCAUUGUCGGGUUCCACGGUGUAACCGAGAGUCGCGCUGGUUCGAUCCGCCUUGGCAAAGGGCGUAGCGCCCUCGUUCUCAAUCGUUCGGUUCACCAGCGUCGUCGACAACCCCGAUCCACUGCAAAAGGCCAGGCACUUGUUGAUGAGGGCCGCGCCUUGUUCGUCCAGGCUCUCCGAGGAGGAGCCCGCGUUCGGGUAGGUCAUUGUAACGGUGGACGUCGAGCAAGCAUCUUCCGUGACGACGGUCAAACCACUGGGGAGAGUGCUGACGGAGGCCUUGCUCGCUUUCGCGGGUUCCGGGAUCAGUGCUGGGACCCUGUUUCGCGAUGCAUCAAACGUGGCGUGGCAAAAAGGGCAAUCAACGUGGAGUGCACGGAAGGUACAUGCAGUGUUUUGUGAGCAACACGAAGGAAAGAUACUUUUGGGAUAUGCAAUCCGAUCAGACUGUCAAUCAUUCAAUCGCCRACACUACACCACACAACAUUGUCYUCUUCCAUCUCCGUUCAGCACACUCACCCCGGAAACUCUUCUGUCGCAUCAACAAGAGUCGACAACAAUUUCCCUUGCCGUCCUGCAACAGCGGCUCCCUUCUUGGACGCUGCCCGCAGAACUCCUCUCGUUGCAACAUUCAUCAUGACUUUUUGUUUUAGAACUGGAUAGUGGUACAAGYUUACUAUCGUGUUCUACCAGUAGUUUGCUUUGUUCUUACUGUAUCGUGUACGGUCAAGUAUCGAUCGCUGGAUCGAACCGUGCUCGGGGKUGCUAUCGUGUAU
This is a messenger RNA of Pseudo-nitzschia multistriata, 1795 nucleotides long. NCBI's taxonomy places the organism in Eukaryota, Bacillariophyta, Bacillariophyceae, Bacillariales, Bacillariaceae. The record is from the annotation of a GenBank genome assembly.